Lecanosticta acicola is the source of this 3419-nucleotide messenger RNA. The record is from the annotation of a GenBank genome assembly. Lineage: Eukaryota; Fungi; Ascomycota; Dothideomycetes; Mycosphaerellales; Mycosphaerellaceae.
AUGGUCAAGCCCGAUGUCAAGCAGAACUGUAUGUCACGUCCCCCUCCACUCCCACCACUUCUCCCUCCAUACUGACCCCUUCUCCUCCACCACCACCAGACUAUUCCGACCUAGACCUACCCCCGACCGCCUCCAUCGACGACAUCCGCAAGGCCUACCGCAAGCUCGCCCUCCAGUACCACCCGGAUCGCAACGCGGGCAAAGAGGCGGAAUGUGUGCCACGCUUUCAGGCCAUCCAGGCCGCCAGCGAAGUCCUCAGCGACCCGGUCAUGAAGGCCAAGUACGACCAAGAUCGCCGCAAAGCGGGCCUCUACCCGACCUUCAAGGCAUCCGGUCCAGUGCCCACCGGCAAUCCAUACACCGCGAGCUCGGCAUACCCGCCGCCACCACGCCGUACACAGCCCGGUACGUGGCAGCGGCCUCCGUCGAGUACACAUGCACAGCAGGCCACCGGCGCCGAUCGCUUCACCAACUUCCCCAGGCCCGGCAAUGCAGGCCCUCGCAGAGAUCCCGCUGCGGAGAGGACUCAGCAAUUCCGCGCAUGGCAACACAUGAACAGCGCUCCCGACAGGCACAAGUAUGGCCAGCCGCCGCAGCCGCCCCCUCCACCUCCGAGGUCGCCCAAUCCACAGGCUCAGCCGCAUCCGCCGCAGCCCCAGAACACCGGUCGGCAGAGGAUGCAGAGCCAGGACACCAAGAUGCCCACGGAAGAGCAGAUCAGGGCGGGCAUGAGGCAUGGAAAGGCGCCUUCGCAGGGAGAGUCUCCGGCUGCUGAGAAGCAAUCAGCAUGGCAGGCAUUUCAGACGGGCAACGCGGGCAAGCCCGGUAUGCCAGGUGGUCCGAGGAAGCCGCGACGAGCAGCGCCGACGACGCCAAGGCGGCCCGGAGGAUUUGAUCCUAACGCGCCUGGAUCGGACGAGAGGCCGGCGCCCACAUCUACGGGUCACUAUUUCCAUCGGAAUAGGUCCGACGACAUGGGUAAAGAAGGCUUCCCUCCGCCUCCACCGGGCCCGCCGCCAUCGACGGCACCCUCCUCGCCCACCACCACGAAUGCCAGACCGUUUGUGGAUCCUCUACGCCCAUUCCGAAGUCGCGAGGGAGAGGGUGAGGUGCCGUACGCGGAAGGUAAUCGGGCUCGGACACCAUACACCUCAUUCAUUGGCGAGAAGACGCAGUUCUCCAGUGAAGGUCUACGCCGAUCGGCAAGUACACGGGAUACAAACAGAUCGAACCCAGACAGUGACCAGACCAGCGCGGCCCGCGCCAAGAGUUUCAGUCCGCCCCUGGCCCGCAAGCAAGCAGACUCCACUCAAGCAGGCAGUGGCACCGCGGGCAAGCCUUUCCCGGGCAUGUACAGCGACUCCAGCGAGUCCACGGAGGGCUCCAUGGAGGGCGACGAGAAUGGAACAUCCGACGUGAAUGACAGCGACGAAACUUAUCCAGAUCGACCAAGAACAGAUCCUCCCGAUGAUGCCGGUCCCUUCCAACCGCCACCGCGAGAUCGACCGAUACGCAAACCCAAACCCCCGAGUUCGAGACUCAACGGCUCCAACCUGCCCGGAUCGAAUGUGUCGUCGAAUGCUGCUACUUCACCGCAGCGCGGCGAGAGCUCGACCGCUGGUGCUCAGUCUGAUGUGGAGCCUCGGAGCAUGCGCCAGCGCAAGAGCGGCACCAACAUGUACGCCAACCCCUCUCCUUUCUCUAACCCUCUCCCCCGUCCUUUCAAUCGCGAGCAGUGGCGUAAGGAUGCGUUCGGGUCGGAUGGCACAACGCACGAGGCGACAGUUCCCAAGUGGGCUGUUCCGAGUUCUGUGCUUCCGACGACGCAUCGGAAGAAGUUCAACACUGUGAGUUCGCGCGCAAAGGGCACCGUCGAAUCUCUCGAACAGGAUACACUGUGGGCACGGGUCUCAGGUCCUGUGCGCGCAGCCUAUCGAGACUUCCGUGAAGUUCUGAAGAGCAAGUGUGGAAGCGAUACCAAGCAGCUGUACAUGCUCGACUUGGAUGUUUUCCUCAAACUUGUCUCGCAAGCAUGCAACGGACAGUCGACCGGACAUGCCGAUUGCGACUUUGCGAUUCAACACGCACUACUUGCAAAUCCGUCUAUUCGCGAUGUUGAUGCGCGACCACAACUUGCUGACCACAUGUUUUCUGUCAACAGCUUUACGUUUCCAAUCGACAAGGAUACAUUUCCCGCGACGAGUGGUAAGAGUCGGAGUACGGAGGAUAUCAAUACCAACUUUUCGCCGGGUGGCUGGUCUGGGGAGUUCAAAGGCACUCCUCACUUGGAGAAUGUGCCAGACUAUUUCGGCAACAGGAGGCCCUCGCCUGGUCGUCGAACGGGGAACAGCCGCCAAGGACGUCCCGCGACCAUGGAUAUUCCGUCCACCAGCUCCGAGAUGCCCCCGCCUCGGCGACCAGACGGCCCCAAUUCCAUGUACAAUUCACCAAGUGAGACGAAGUUCAGCGAGGAGCAAUGGAAAAACACCUUCAAAGACGCAUCAUGGACAUGGCAGGCGAACGGUGCGGGAAGCCAGCCCAGCUCCAAGACACCGAGCCGCAAGAGCAGCAGGCUGCAGCCGCAGACGUCGGCGGACAAUGUUGGGACUACGGGAACCAAGGAUCAUCCGCAUGUCGUGGUUGACGAUGAACAUGUGGAUCAUCGGGAGGCGAGUGGCACCCGAGGUGCAGGUGUCGAUGUCGACGAUGCUAUGGAUAUCGACACGCCACCACCCGCUGGUCAGGCGAACUCGGUGCCGCGCCACAGCACUCUCAGUGCGACGGAGCCGCGGUUGUAUUCGGUGCCGCCGUCAGCAUGGCGACAAGAACAGCAAAAGCAACAGAACAAGAAGUCGUCGGAUCAUCGUAGGUCGUCUACGGAGCCGAAGCUCGCGACGAAUCUGGACGACCUGUCGCAUGUGGAGCCUCUCGCCAAGGACGCGGCCGGUCUGCAAAACCUCGCCGACAUGAGCUCGACGCUACCCUUCGACUCGCAGGCCGCACCGUCUGUGUCGGAGAAAUCCAAGGAGCCCGAUCGGCUGCAGAUGCCGCCUCUGCCCAAGGUACCAGACAUGCCGGCGAGACUGACCAAGGCGAGCUGGCACACGUACGCCCUCUGCUUCGGCAACUAUCUGCAGCACUUCCACGCAUUCAACAAGACGAUGCUGGCGCAUGUGGACGCGCGUCAGAAGCAGGCAGAGGCACGUCUGCUGCGGGGAUCGCGCUGGCUGGAAGCCGGGGGCGACACGAGCGACAACCAGGGCUUCGACAGCUACCUCAAGGGCGUGCGCGAGGACGAGCAGGUGCGCGAGACGUGGAAUUUGGGGUGCGAGAGGCACCUGGAGGCCGUCAAUGCGUUUGACAAGAUGAGGGAGAGAGUGAAGAAGCAGGCUGCAAUUGGAGCCUUGAUCGAUUCGUGA